UCUUUGUCGUUACCUCCUGUCUCUUUCCCUGCGUUUCUGUCUCAAAUCUGAUUCUUUCUCCUCAUCUUCUUCCUGUGUCCAGCUCCAGAAUUUUUCCACCACCUGGGACCAACUCCUCCUGCCCCUGGAGCAUCUGAUGGGCCCCACAAGGUGACAGUGCUGACCACAAUGCUAUCGGGUCGGUGGUGGCCAAGUACCUGGGGGAGCCUAGGACUGGGGCCUCGAAGCCCUUCUCGGGGAUCCCAGCUUUGUGCCCUCUAUGCCUUUACUUACACUGGGGCAGAUGGACGGCAGAUAUCUCUGGCUGAAGGGGACAGGUUCUUACUACUUCGAAAGACCAACUCAGACUGGUGGUUGGCAAGGCGCCUGGGAGCACCCUCGACAUCUCGACCCAUCUUCAUCCCAGCUGCCUAUGUGACAGAGGAAUCUACUCCUUACCAGAACCCAACUACUAUCACUCCCAGCCAACCUUUCUGGACUCCUGAGCCAAAGUUGUUUCAUAGCUCCUUGGAGGAGCUGCACAUGUCUCAGGCACUCCCAGACAGAGCCCAGGCUGCAUCCGAGCAGCCUCCCCCUCUUCCCCCUAAAAUGUGUAGAAGUGUCAGUGUUGCUAAUUUGAGGGCCAGCCCUCUGAAGCCCACACACGAAGGACUAAGUGGAAGAUCCCUCUCCCAGGAAGACUUGCUGUCCGAGGCCAAAGCCAGCACGACAGGACCCCAGCCCCUAAUGUCAGAUCCCCCUGUGUACUGUAACCUGGUGGACCUUCGCAGCUGUCCCCGGUCCCCACCCCCGGGCCCUUCAUGCCCCUUGCUGCAGAAGCUGGAUGCCUGGGAGCAGCACCUGGACCCCAACUCUGGACGCUGCUUCUACAUAAACUCGCUAACUGGUUGCAAGUCCUGGAAACCCCCACGCCGCAGUCGUGGGGAGUUGAACCCCAGCUCCAUGGAGGGGACGCAGACCCUGACAAAGAACAAUGGCGUCCUGAAACCUCAGGCUAAGGGCUCAGGAUCUGACACAGGGACUCCAGAACUUCUGGGCCCACAGAGUUCACCCCGCCUCAGCCAGUGCUCCUGGCAGUUUGACCCUUCAGACCAGCGUCCGGCCUUGCAGACUCCUAGACCUCUGCCGGAGCUCCUGGACGACCCCCAUGAGGUGGAAAAGUCCGGCCUGCUCAAUAUGACCAAGAUUGCCCAAGGGGGGCGCAAGCUCAGGAAGAACUGGGGCCCGUCUUGGGUGGUGUUAGCCGGUAACAGCCUGGUGUUCUACAGAGACCCACCCGCUACUGCGCCCUCUUCGGGCUGGGGGCCAGCCGGUAGCCGGCCAGAAAGUAGCGUGGACUUGCGCGGGGCGGCCCUGGCCCAUGGCCGCCACCUGUCCAGCCGCCGCAAUGUGCUGCACAUCCGCACGGUCCCUGGCCACGAAUUCCUGCUGCAGUCAGACCACGAGACCGAACUGCGAGCCUGGCACCUUGCUCUGCGGGCAGUCAUCGAGCGGCUGGAUCGGGAGAACCCCCUGGAGCUGCGUCUGUCAGGCUCCGGACCUGCAGAGCUGGGGGAACUGAGCGCAGGCGAGGACGAAGAAGAGGAGUCGGAGCCGGUCCCCAAGCCGCUACUGCGCCUUAGCAGUCGCCGGAGCUCCAGUCGAGGGCCGGAAGGCACCGAGCAGAAUCGCGUGCGCAACAAACUAAAGCGGCUUAUUGCAAAGAGACCGCCCUUGCGGAGCCUGCAGGAGCGGGGCUUGCUGCGAGACCAGGUAUUCGGCUGCCAGCUGGAAUCACUCUGCCAACGAGAAGGGGACACGGUGCCCAGCUUUGUGCGGCUCUGCAUUGCUGCCGUGGAUAAAAGAGGUCUAGAUGUGGAUGGCAUUUACCGAGUGAGUGGGAACUUGGCAGUGGUCCAGAAACUUCGCUUUCUGGUGGACAGAGAGCGGGCAGUCACUUCUGAUGGGAGAUAUGUGUUUCCAGAACAGCCAGGACAAGAAGGCCGGUUAGAUUUGGACAGUGCUGAGUGGGAUGACAUUCAUGUGGUCACUGGAGCCCUGAAGCUUUUUCUCCGUGAGCUGCCCCAGCCUCUGGUGCCCCCGCUGCUGCUGCCCCAUUUUCGUGCUGCCCUUGCACUCUCCGAAUCAGAGCAGCGCCUUUCUGAGCUACAACAAUUAAUAAGAUCAAUGCCAAAGCCCAACCAUGACACUCUGCGGUACCUCCUGGCGCAUUUAUGCAGGGUAAUAGCACACUCAGAUAAGAAUCGCAUGACUCCCCACAACCUGGGAAUUGUAUUUGGACCAACCCUAUUUCGGCCAGAGCAGGAGACAUCCGACCCAGCAGCCCACGCCCUCUACCCUGGGGAGCUAGUCCAGCUGAUGCUCACUAACUUCACCAGCCUUUUUCCCUGACAUGGGCAAGGAAGAAAAGAAAAUGUAUUUCCAAUGA
Messenger RNA from Otolemur garnettii (small-eared galago), 2428 nucleotides. RefSeq names its product Rho GTPase activating protein 9 (gene ARHGAP9). Gene Ontology annotation, molecular function: protein binding. Gene Ontology annotation, biological process: signal transduction; regulation of GTPase activity. Bases 169 to 2391 code for a protein of 740 amino acids. Gene Ontology annotation, cellular component: cytoplasm. The transcript has 18 exons. The record is from RefSeq and is a predicted model, not a curated record. Lineage: Eukaryota; Metazoa; Chordata; Mammalia; Primates; Galagidae.